Molecule: messenger RNA, 6640 nt
Organism: Euleptes europaea (tarantolino)
Lineage: Eukaryota; Metazoa; Chordata; Lepidosauria; Squamata; Sphaerodactylidae
Gene: FREM1
Product: FRAS1 related extracellular matrix 1
Exons: 36
Coding region: 1-6501 (2166 amino acids)
Biological process (GO): homophilic cell-cell adhesion; cell communication
Cellular component (GO): membrane
Molecular function (GO): calcium ion binding
Source: RefSeq, a predicted model, not a curated record
AUGAAGGUUUUGGAAAACAGCUGGCUCCUUUUGCUCUUUGCACUUAAUCUGAGAGGCAUCUUCUCCUCCUUUGUCAAUGUCAACCAUGGGGUGAAAGUGAUGAAGGGUCAGUCUGUUUUCCUGUCUCAAGAAGACCUGCAGUUUUCCAUUCCCAGCAAGAACGAUGCCUGCAAAAUAGAAGUUGUGAUGAAUGAGCCAAUAACCCAGAGAGUUGGGAAACUAACUCCACAGGUAUUUGAUUGCCAUUUUCUUCCCAAUGAAGUCAAGUACACUCAUAAUGGCUGCCCAAUUCUCGAUGAAGACUGGGUCAUGCUGAGGUUAUACAGAUUUACAGAAAUGGAAACGUUCACAGAGACAUUCACCCUUCAUAUUCAGUUACUUGAACCAGACUGUAAUAUUAUCAAAAUGACCCCCAAUGCCCUGGAGGUCCCUGAGUUUCGUGGCCUGUCUAAUGUCAUUAACAAGAACAUAAUUACUUUAAACUAUAACAGAAAGAUAAAUGUGGAGUGCACUAUAAGCCUGAUCUCUUUAGAGACCUUUCUACCAGCCCAUGGUCAGUUGGUUACUGAAGAAGCUAAAGAAGAAGGGCCUCAUGGGGACCAUCCUCAAAACUUCUUCCCCACAUCCAAACCCAGGUGUCAGAGCGGGAGCUGCAUUUCAGGUCUGAAGAUCAUUCAGAACAUCAGAGUGACCUGUGAGGAUUUUCUCUUAAUGGGCCUUAGAUAUCAGCACCUGGACCCUCCUUCGCCCAACAUUGAUUACAUUCCUGUCAGGCUGGACCUCACCGACAUCCGAAGCAAGACUGUGUACAAGACUGAACAUUCUUGGCUUCCAGUUCAGAUCAAAGGGGCAAUUUCUAACCAGGCUCCCCAAGCUGCCUUCAUGGCUCUGUUCACCCUGGAAGCAGACCAGUUCAUUCUGAGCCCUUUGUCUACGGCCAUAUUGGAUGCUGAAGACAGUGAAACACCCAAAUCUCUUCUGGUGUUCAAUAUUACCAAGCCACCCCAAGAGGGUUUCAUCACUCAUCUGCAAGACCACACAAAGCCUAUCUCAUCCUUCAUGUGGAACAGCCUCAAUGAUAUGCUUAUAGCAUAUCAGCCUUCAAAUAGCAGCCAUACAGAGAGGAAAAAUUAUGAGGUGGAAUUUGAAGUUCUUGAUUUCUACUUUGAAAAGAGUUCACCAAUUACUGUUCAUAUCUCUGUUAGAACAACACAUACAAAUGCUCCUCGGGUUUCAUGGAAUACAGGUCUUGAUCUCCUGGAAGGGCAGUCUCGACCAAUAACCUGGGAACAAUUUCAGAUAGUAGACAACGAUGAUAUAGAUGGUGUUCGCUUAGUCAUUGUUGAUGGUUUACAGCAUGGACAGCUCACACUAAGAGGAGGAAAAGGAUUCAUGCUCACAGUCUCAGACCUUAAGGCUGGAGUUGUUCGUUACCACCAUGAUAACAGUGAUUCCACGAAGGACUGUAUUGUCUUUCGAAUCUUUGAUGGUCGACACAGCAGUCGUCAUAGGUUUCCAAUCAACAUCUUACCUAAAGAUGAUAGUCCCCCAUUUCUCAUCAGCAACACUGAAAUAAAAGUAUAUGAAGGUCAAACAAUCCUGAUCCAAAGAUCAAUGCUUCUAGCUACUGACAUGGAUUCUAGUGAUGACUACAUACUCUUUAAUAUCACCAAAACAUCACAGGCAGGAGAAGUCAUUAAGAAACCUGGACCAGACCAUAUUGGUUACCCAGUCACUAAAUUUCUUCAGAAGGAUCUGUUUAAUGGGAUAAUUUAUUACCAUAAUUUAGGAGGAGACAUAUUUGAAGAUUUAAUUGAAUUGGUUUUGUGUGAUAGUCAUGAUCCUCCUAAUUUUUCAGAAAUUCAGGUGGUAAUAGUGCACAUAAUCCCUGUGGAUGAUCAGCUUCCUAAAGAAGCUUCAGGAGUGAACCGCCAUCUUUCUGUCAAGGAAACGGAGAUUGCUCAUCUAACAAAGAAACAUCUCAACUAUAUUGACAUGGAAGCCCAAGAAAGGGAACUCGUUUACACCAUAAUGUCUCUCCAAUUCAUUCUGUCCACGCACCACCAUGCUGACGCCGGGAAGUUAUUUAUGAUAGACAGCAUUCCUAAGCUGAACAAGGAUCCUGCUGCUCCAGCACUGAAGUCAUUCACUCAGCAUGCUAUAAACCAUAUGAAAGUUGGCUAUAUGCCCCCUUUGCAGGAUAUUGGUUCUGAGCCUCAGUAUAUCCAGUUCAUAUUUUCCAUCAGCAAUCAACAUGGUGGAACUUUGUCUGGCAUCUCUUUUAACAUUACCAUUCUCCCAGUGGACAAUCAAACUCCGCAGGUGUUUACAAGGAACCUGAAAGUAGAGGAAGGCGGUUUGUGUGUUAUUACAGAGGGCCACAUUUUGGUUUCAGAUGAGGACACAAAACUGGAAAACAUUUGCAUCCUGCUGUUAAGACCACCUCUCCAUGGGACAGUUGAGCUGGAUGGGAUCCCUAUGACUCAAGAGGACAGGCUGACUUGGGAAGAUUUGCACAUGUUCAAAGUCAGAUAUCGUCACAAUGGCUCUGAGAUUCCACAGGAUGAUAUCCUGCUUGCAGCUACAGAUGGUGUCAAUUCCUUUGAGUUUGUCCUUCAUAUUGAGGUUAUGCCUGUAAAUGAUGAACCUCCUGUCAUGAAUGCAGACCUCAUUCCUUUCAUGCAAUGUUCAGAGGGCGGGGCAGUGUUCUUCACCUCAGAAUCCCUCCAUGCCACUGAUAUAGAUAGUGAUGACAUGCAACUGAUGUUCAUGCUUGCUCGGCAUCCUAAACACGGAGUUGUGAAGAAAAAUGGACUUACAGUGGAUCGUUUUCACCAAACAGAUGUUAUUUCUGGAGUAGUAGCAUACGAACAUACUAAUGGAGAGAUUGGCUUGACUCCUUUAUUUGAUAUCCUUACCUUCAUUGUCUCUGAUGGUGAAACUGGCCAAGAUGUUGUCUGUUGUUACGAUGGACCUCCUGUGCCAUUGCAUAAAUCCUUUCCACUAUAUGACAUAAACAUCACAAUAUUUCCAGUGGAUAACCAGCCACCAUCCAUUGCUACUGGUGCCAUGUUUAUUGUGGAUGAGGGAUCCUCAGCUGCCAUUACAAUUAACCAUUUGUAUGCCACCGAUCCUGACACCAAUGCAGAUGACUUACAGUUUGUUUUAGCUUCUCCUCCUCAAUUUGGGUACAUCGAAAAUAUAUUACCUUCCCCAGGCUUUGAGAAAAGCAACAUGGGAAUAGGUAUAGGCUCAUUUCAGCUGAAAAAUGUGAAGGCCCUCUACAUAAACUAUGUCCAGACCAGGCAUAGGAGAAUAGAAAUAACCAAAGACCAAUUUAUGCUUUAUGCCACUGAUGGGAAACAUCACUCAAAGGAGUCACCAUUUUAUGUCUUAAUCAACCCUACAAAUGAUGAAGUCCCAGAAUUCAUAGCAAGGAAUAUUACGGUGCAAGAGGGCCAGAUGAAAGAACUGGAUCCAUCUAUAAUUAAUGCAGUUGAUCUGGAUAUACCUCAAGACUCCCUGAUGUUUACUGUUCUCCAGCAGCCUCAACAUGGGUUCCUUGUUAAUGGAUUGUAUGGUAAUGAUGUCAUCCUUUAUAAAAUGGCAAUCAACAGUCACCAGCAUCAUGAACUUCCUGUGCAUAGUUUUUCCAUGGAGCUUCUAAAAAACGGAAUGAAGCUGAUGUAUAUGCAUGAUGACUCUGACAGCCUAGCUGAUGGCUUUGCAAUACAGCUAUCAGAUGGGAAACAUAAAGUGUCAAAAACCAUUUCAGUAGAGGUCAUUCCAGUUAAUGACGAGAAACCAAUGCUGAGCAAGAAGGGUGAAAUAGAGGUGAAUAUGGGAGAAGCCCAAAUUAUUUCUAAUGCUGUUCUGUCAGCUGUAGAUAAAGACACCCCUAGGGACCAAAUUUACUAUUUAUUUGAAAGAAUCCCAGAAAAUGGACAUCUUCAGCUCAAGGUAGGUCAUGACUGGGUGACCCUCCAAAAUGGAAUGCAGUGUACCCAGGAGGACAUUGACGUGAACUCUGUGAGAUAUGUGCACACUGGAGUAAUUGGCUCAAAACAGCAUGACAGUUUUGUGUUUCAUUUGUGGGAUGGAGACAACAGAUCCCCAGCCAUAGUUUUCUUUAUUACUACUAAAAACAUGGAAAAAGAAAACACUGCAGUUUUUAUAAGACCCCUGACUGUGUUGAAAGGUGACAGAGGCCUCUUGAACACUGAUGUCCUCCAUGCAGUUGAUGGUACUGAGAAACCAGAGGAGCUGCUCUAUGUGAUAACAUCUCCACCACAGUAUGGACAGAUUGAGUAUGUCCGCUAUCCUGGAGUUCCUAUUACAAGUUUCAGCCAAAUGGAUGUCGCAAGCCAUGCAGUCUGCUAUGUCCAUAAUAGCAAGGCAGUUGCUCCAAGUGAUACCUUCAGAUUUGUCAUCAGCAACGGGCUAAGAAUUAAACAUGGAAAGUUUGACAUUAUUCUGGAAACAGUAGACCAGGCGUUUCCCACAGUGGUCAAGAACGAGGGGUUACGAUUGCUUGAAGGUGGUAUGGCAUUCCUUUCUCCAGAUGUUCUACAGCUUUCAGACCCAGAUACAGCGCCACAAAACCUUUCCUUUCUCCUAGCACAACUCCCACAAUACGGACAACUGUACAACAGAGAGUCUGGGCUGUGGCAGCAAAGCUUCAGCCAGCAAGAUGUGGACAAUCUGAACAUUGCUUAUAGACAUGGAGGAGGGGAUUCUCAAAUCGACAGAUUUACAUUUGUGGCAACAGAUGGAGUGAACGAAGGCUUCAUUGUAAAUGGCAAGGUGCAAGCAGAGCCUUUGGCGUUCAUCAUUCAGGUGGAUGGUGCAGUAAAAGCAUCACCAGGAAUUGUCCACCUUCAUAGUGCUUCAGAUGUGGAACUUCUGAAGAAUGGCAACUAUGGCAUUUAUAUUACAACCAGGUCAUUAAAGGUAUCGAAUUGUGGUGUCGAUGAUGACCAGAUUAUUUUUAAAAUUUUACGAGGACCUCAAUAUGGCUACUUGCAAAAUAUAACAGCAGGUGGAUUUAUUCAGGAAGAAUUCAGUCAAAAGGAUUUAAGAAGCAAAGCCAUACUUUAUAUCAUUGACCCAUACAGGAAGGGGAACUCUGAUGACCUGGAGAUUCAAGUUACUAAUCCUGAUGGAAUGCUUGCAGCACCUCAAAUUCUGGAGCUAAAGUGGUCUAAAAUUGAAAUGCAACAAGAUUGUUAUGAAGUAUGUGAAAAUGUGGGGACUCUGCCUUUGAAAGUCACCCGUUUGGGGCACAUCACAGAUUCUGCCUUUGUUGCAGUGAAGGUCACUGAAGUGACGGCUUUAUCAGGAAAGGAUUUUACAAUAGCACCUUCCAAACUUAUUCAGUUUGAUCCAGGAAUGUCAACCAAGAUGUGGAAUAUAGCAAUUACCUAUGAUGGAUUAGAGGAAGACGAUGAAGUCUUUGAAGUGGUUCUGAUCUCCCCUGUGAAUGCUGUUCUUGGCACCAGGACAAAAGCUCGAGUGAAAAUUUUGGACUCAAAAGGAGGGCAAUGCAGUUCAUUCCAUUCCUCCAGCCAAAACUUACGGAUGAAAGGCACAUUGCUUCCAGCCUCCUCAGGCUACUCUUCAUCUUCCAGUCAUGGCACUGUUCACUUGGAAGGAAUCCCACUGUCCUCUUCCAAAGAGAUGGUAUUGCAGAGAAGGGACAGGCUACCAGAAUUCAGAUCAGAGAAUCUUUCAAGGAGCAGGCUAAAGGCCAUUGGAAAUGGCAAAACAGUUCACCCUUCUUCCAUAUUUACAAAUGGCACUGGUGUUUUUUUUAAAUACCAUGGGAUGGCAGUACUAAGAGUAGAAGAUGACAGCCCAUCGCCUAACAAAAACAAGAUGGCAACUGGAUCAUUGAUAAGCCAAGAUGAGCCAAACAAAAAUGUGGCUUCCCCAAGAAAAACAGAAAUUCCACAAGCAGACUCUAACAUUCAGAUCCCAAAACUCGCCUUUCCAAAGAGUUGUACACCAGAUUUAAAGGGUCUCUUGCAUUUUGAAGAAAACAUUCAGAGGUUGUUUCAGUGUGAUGGUAUUUCUUGGACUUUCUGGAAUUCCACAAGCAAGAAUGGUAACUUGAAAACUUGUCCUCCUGGAUGGAGCCAUCAUGAUGGAAGGUGCUAUAUCCUAAUCACUGAUCAGAAAGUCCAAUGGAAUGAAGCUGCACGGACUUGCAAAGUACGGUACCAUGGCAGUUUAGCAAGUGUGGCUUCCAAAUUACAUAUGCAGUGGCUGUGGGACUUCAGUGAAAGGAGACCCUUUUGGAUAGGCUUGAAUGAUCGAAGAAAUCCAGGCCAGUUAGAAUGGAAUGAUGGAGAAAGUGUCGGUUUCACCAACUGGAGAAAAGUUCUGCCUCAUCUUUCAAAGAAAAAAAAGAAUUGUGUUUUAGUACAGCAGCAGGGGAAAUGGCAAAGAAAGGAAUGCAGAAAGGGCAAAGGACACAACUAUAUAUGCUCCAGAAAACUGUAAAGAAAGCUGACAUUCAAACACAUACCUGGCCUUUCUUGUGAAUAGUAAUUUUAAAACAUAUUUAUUUGAGAGUGCCAGAAGAGCUCAAAAUGAGGUGACAGGUAACCUAAUUGUAGUAGGUUUAUAAAAAUCUGUUAGU